UAGUUAACAGCGUAGAUAAGGCGGCACAGCGGGCGUUCACUUCAGUGGCUUGCUGUUAUCAGUCGAAGCUUGUUCUCUAACCGAACCAACAAUGCGCGUGCGCACCACACUUCUCGUCAUCGCCACGGCGGCCGUUUUCGUGCUUGUUCGGGCUUGUGAGCCGGAGGAGACUCAACCUGGGUGCAAGAUACUUGGCUCGACGUGCACUUGCGGUUACGGGUGCAAAACUGAAUUCAUCUUUCGUACUAGACGAGAAUGUAUGGAGGCUUUAAGAGAGAGGAGCGCCAAUGCUUGCACGCGUAUACCGUGCAUGAGAGGAAUUUGCACUCAGACCGUGCAGCAACCAGGGUUUGCUUGCAAAUGUGAGGGCACUGGUUUUUUUGGACAACGGUGUGAGAAAGCAUGCCCCACCGUUGCUGUGCGAGGAUUGAUUUUUCCACAUGAAUGCGUCGUUAUAUGAUGCAGCUAUUUUUCUAUUAUAUCUUUUUAUUUAUUUAGUAAAAAGUAGCUGUAAUUUGACAUACUACUAACAUAUAAUAUAAUUUUUAUUCAUAAAUAAUAAUCACACAAUGUGCCAUAUGUAACAAGAGUAGAAGUAUGUUCCUAUAGAUUUUUAUUCUCUUCGUAUUUAAUCUUCUUUCAAAAUAAAUGUCAUUAAAAAAUAUAA
Nymphalis io (European peacock) is the source of this 667-nucleotide messenger RNA. Its product is annotated as cubilin-like. The record is from RefSeq and is a predicted model, not a curated record. Bases 92 to 460 code for a protein of 122 amino acids. The transcript has 4 exons. Lineage: Eukaryota; Metazoa; Arthropoda; Insecta; Lepidoptera; Nymphalidae.